CGCCCGGCGGCCUCUGCCCGGAUCUCGGCGCCGCAACCCUGCGCCUCUCCCGCCCUUGUCUCCGGCUCCGCGGCCCGGGCACAGCGGAGGUGGCGGCGCCGUGGGCCACCGUAUCGGGAAUAGAGCAGAAGAAAUAUUAUGCCUGUGUUCCCUUGGGACUCAUUGGACAUUCUACAGUGACAUCUUCUGGGAUUUAGUCUGUGCGUCGCCUUUGUAUCUAUGCCAAUGCAGUUAUCCAUGUGACUCCAUGUGUUUGAAGGAGUGUGCCGCCUGGUGCCUACCAUGGAAGUCGAUGUCAACGGAGAGUCCAGAAGCACCCUGGCCACGCUGCCCCUGCCGGUGGCUGAGGCGAGCUCCCCCGGCAAGGCCGAAGCGGAGAAGCCCCGCUGCUCCAGCACACCGUGCUCGCCCAUGCGCCGGACUGUGUCGGGCUACCAGAUUCUGCACAUGGACUCCAACUACCUGGUUGGCUUCACCACUGGCGAGGAACUCCUGAAGUUAGCCCAGAAGUGCACGGGAGGUGAAGAGGGUAAGGGAGAAGCUGUGCCUUCCUUGCGCUCCAAGCAGCUGGACGCAGGACUCGCGCGUUCCUCCCGUUUGUACAAAACCCGAAGUCGGUACUACCAGCCCUACGAGAUCCCGGCGGUGAACGGCAGGAGGCGAAGGCGGAUGCCCAGCUCAGGAGACAAGUGCACUAAAUCUUUACCUUACGAACCUUACAAGGCCCUCCACGGGCCUCUGCCUCUUUGUCUUCUUAAAGGUAAGAGGGCUCACUCCAAAUCUCUGGACUACCUCAAUCUAGAUAAAAUGAGCAUCAAGGAGCCAGCGGACACAGAAGUGCUCCAGUACCAGCUCCAGCACCUCACCCUCCGAGGGGACCGUGUGUUUGCCAGGAAUAACACAUGAGCCAGGGGCAGAGAGUACCGACCAGUGUAGGUCAGCGUCCGCUUGGCUGGGAAAACCCACUGUCGUUCUCUGUACAGGACUCCUUCACAUUAUAGAUGGUUAUAUCAGCUCAGUGUUCCUGGAACCUAAAAAUUGUCUGGAUCAAAAUUUGAACACAGGAAUGAAAUCACAGGUACUUGGGGGGAAAUCGUUCUAGAGCACGCCACUGCAAAGAAAACAGAAUGUCGGCCAUUAGUUUGAAUAGCUUUUUAGCUAGGGGGAAAAAGGCUGUGGUCAGUAAUGCCAUCUUUAUGAUUCUGACACUCAAAUUGGGAAUGUUAUCUGCUUGGUUAUUGCUGACUUGGUAUGAUUCAUUAGAAAAUUAUAUCUUUACUCAAGUACUACUUUAAUCUCUGUAUUUUACUAUACGAUGUAUGUAAUGAUUUGUUUUAUGAAAUUUAGAACUUGAACAUUGCUGAAUUGGACCACUUUUUAUUUUUAAAUAUUGAGUUUAAAUAUUUUAUAACUGGUUUUGCACUGAAAAAUUUAACAUUUCAGAUUGACAAGAGAAUAAUCUGUCUUCACUUGCCUCAAUAAUACUGUUGAGCAGUGGAUUUUUUUAUUUCCGCAUGGAAAGUUAUGGAUCUCUAUGGCUGUAAAAUAUUUCUUUAUAGCAUUAUUAAAGUGUGUCUUAAUACAAUUAAAUUUGGGAUACAAAGUAUUUAUUUUACAAUGGGUGGGGGGAAGCUUUUCCAGAAAGUUUCCAAUAUGAAGUUUUCAUAAGUUAAAAAAAAGUUUCCAUAGUGCUUACUUUCUAAGUUAAAAAUUCAUCUGGAACUUUAAAAUAGAGAGGAUUCUUUUAAUUGCGGAUGAUAGGCAUAAUACUAUUUGCAUCUGAAUGUUCUGUAAGUGAAUGAAACUUUUAGUAGAAGGACUCAUGAUUUCUACUAUCGAAUGCUUAAACUAAGUAUGGAGUGAUACCAUUCAGCAUGGCAUCCGGGUUAUUCUAGUUUUAGUUCUGUGCAGCUCAAGCGCUCGUUGAAAUUCCAGUUUCUAGGAUUAGUGUGGGAGCCUAAAGUGCUUCUGCAGUUUUAAUGGGUUAAUCCUGGAUUACUUAACAAUUUGUGUCAAUUGCACUGGUUUAAUUUGUUGCUAAAGUAAUAACGCCCUGGCUUUAGUAACAAAUACAGCUCAACUAUUCUUGAAUAUAUUUUGAGAAAAAUGUAUGUAACUUAACCUUUUGUAAAAGUUUCUAUUUCUUUUAUUUCUUUUUUGACUCUUGAAGGUGCAAUUUAUUACCAAAUUGGCAUUUCUGGCAGCAUAGAACUGCUUAUUUUAAAUUUUAGUUUGGGGGCUGUGAGUUUCUUAGGUGUUAGCAGUCUUGCUUAUAAAAUAAGAACACCUUUUAUUAACGAGUGGGUCAUUCUUGGCACAGAUAUGACUUUCCUUUAACCAGAAUGAAGGGCAAACUCUGUUUAGAGCAGAAUAAGUAUUAGAAAAUCCUAGGAACUCUUAAUCAACUUUAUUAGACUUUCACUGAGGCAAACCGUGUGAAAGCGCCUUGGGGAAGUUGACCCCUCUCUUACUGAAUUGAUCAGAUUUCUUGGUGGGCUGAAAAUUUUCAGCUGUUGUAUAUUUUAAAGUAAAUUGCACCUUUGUAACAUAAUUGUAUUGACGAAUGAUCACUAAGAUUAACUAUCUAUACAGUCAUUAGUUUGACAAGAAAUAGAAUCCUGUCAGAUGCCAAAGAGUUGGGAUUUUUACGUUUAAUGAUUAAACACCGUUAUUUAUUGAUGAUUUACCCUGUGGAACUGUAUUAUUUCUAACUAUGAAAUAAAAGGGUGAUGUAAACACACAUCGUUGUGUGGUGCUUUAAACAAGGUCCAUCUUCUACAGGCUAGUUACUGUUCAGGAAUUGCACCUAAGGACUUAUUUUUAGGCCCCAUUUUUGUAAAAAAAAAAUAUUUUUGGUGCUCAUUUGCAUUUUAGGGUAAAGGAUAUAUUCAUGGCAAUGGUAUGUAUUCAGUUUAUGAGGAAACACGGCUGUGUACCUAUGAGAUCUGUCCCCUGCCCAUGCACCUAAGUACUUUGUUGAGCUAAAUAAAAAUGUGUAGCUCUUA
Molecule: messenger RNA, 3005 nt
Organism: Neogale vison (American mink)
Lineage: Eukaryota; Metazoa; Chordata; Mammalia; Carnivora; Mustelidae
Gene: MACIR
Product: macrophage immunometabolism regulator
Exons: 4
Coding region: 283-906 (207 amino acids)
Biological process (GO): negative regulation of fibroblast migration; negative regulation of cytokine production involved in inflammatory response
Source: RefSeq, a predicted model, not a curated record